CCACGUUUCCUUUUGGUUUAUGACAUAUAUAAAACUUAUCAUAUUCAUAUUUUCAGAUCCGAUUUAAAUACGCAUCAAUACCAAUUCACGAUGUUUAUACCAAGAAUAACAGCAAAAGCAAAAUAUGAAUCAAGUGGAAUUCUUAUAUUAAUUCAAGCAUCAGGUGGAGGAAAUUACUGGGGCGAAUACGAGGGGGUUAAAAUCAAAGUGUACUUAAGAGGAUCUCCUCGAGAUAUUAACGGAAGAACAUACUUAAUUGUUCAACAAAUGAAGAUGGACUUCAAUGUGAAGGAGAUUAAAAUGGGAGUUGAUGGUAUACAUAAUGGCAACACUGUUCUACAGGCAGCACUUAAUUUAUUUAUAAAUAGCAAUUCACAAGAAUUACUGAAAGAAAUGAAACCACAUCUGAAGAAGAAGCUCUUAAUUCUUAUGCGAAAUUUCGCUGAUAAGAUAUUUUCUCAGGUACCUUAUGAUGCGUUUUUGGUAUAAUUUAUUCUAAUUUAGUGAUAUGUUAUUAUUUAUAUUGUAUAUUUCUGUAAUAAAUAGUUGAUUCGAGUA
Molecule: messenger RNA, 558 nt
Organism: Diorhabda carinulata
Lineage: Eukaryota; Metazoa; Arthropoda; Insecta; Coleoptera; Chrysomelidae
Gene: Jhbp2
Product: protein takeout
Exons: 3
Coding region: 91-489 (132 amino acids)
Source: RefSeq, a predicted model, not a curated record